Erinaceus europaeus (western European hedgehog) is the source of this 934-nucleotide messenger RNA. RefSeq names its product CGRP receptor component (gene CRCP). The transcript is spliced from 6 exons. Lineage: Eukaryota; Metazoa; Chordata; Mammalia; Eulipotyphla; Erinaceidae. Gene Ontology annotation, biological process: transcription initiation at RNA polymerase III promoter. Gene Ontology annotation, cellular component: RNA polymerase III complex. The record is from RefSeq and is a predicted model, not a curated record. Gene Ontology annotation, molecular function: nucleotide binding. The coding region runs from base 135 to 578 and encodes 147 amino acids.
CCGGCGUGCCGUGCGGCGAUCCCAGCGUGCACCGCGGCGCGGAGCCUGCGACCUGGCGUUCAGUCCCCUCGGCGGGAGCCUCGAGCGCGGGACGGUGUGUCUGCUGGUUCCCGGCGUCUAGCGGCGGCGGCGGCAUGGAAGUGAAAAACGCCAACUCUGCCUUACUUAGUAAUUAUGAGGUGUUCCAGUUACUAACUGAUCUGAAAGAAAAGCGUAAAGAAAGUGGAAAGAAUAAGCCCAGCGCUGGGCAGCAGAACUUGAACACUAUCACUUAUGAAACAUUAAUGUAUAUAUCAAAAACACCAUGCAGUCAUCAGAGUCCUGAAGUUGUUAAAGAAUUUCUCACAGCAAUGAAAAGCCACAAGUUAACAAAAGCUGAAAAGCUUCAGCUGCUGAAUCACAGGCCUAUGACUGCUGUGGAGAUCCAGCUGAUGGUAGAAGAAAGUGAAGAGCGGCUCACAGAGGAGCAAAUUGAAGCUCUCCUCCACACCGUCACAAGUAUUCUGCCUGCAGAACCAGAGGCUGAGCAGAAGAGCAGCAACAGUGACGUGACAAUGGAGGAAGAGGGCCCAGCCUAGAGCUCAGCCGUCCCGGGCAUCUCAGGAAGUUGGCAGGCCCCGCGGCCAUUUGCCUGACACAGAGGAUUGUGUUUGUUUGGUUUUCUCCUCUCCCCCCAGCAGCCCUGAUCUCAUGGUUGGUUGAGUAAUCACAAAAAACAUGAGGCAUUCUCAAAAGUAAGCAGAGAAAGAAAUACUUGUAUCUUCAGGAGAAAGGCAGUAAAAGCCUGCUGGAGUUGUUGGCGGCAAAGAGCAGAAGAGAGGAAGACAAAGAUGGAACCCUUUGGAGGAAGAGUCGUUCUUCCAUGGCCUUCACCACAGUUGUGGGAAGGUCCGUGUACACAGCUGGUAAAAUAAAAUAUUUGCGUUGCCUUUCA